Ceratotherium simum simum (southern white rhinoceros) is the source of this 4271-nucleotide messenger RNA. RefSeq names its product dishevelled associated activator of morphogenesis 2 (gene DAAM2). Gene Ontology annotation, biological process: positive regulation of canonical Wnt signaling pathway; negative regulation of oligodendrocyte differentiation; actin cytoskeleton organization. The record is from RefSeq and is a predicted model, not a curated record. Gene Ontology annotation, molecular function: small GTPase binding; actin binding. Lineage: Eukaryota; Metazoa; Chordata; Mammalia; Perissodactyla; Rhinocerotidae.
GCGGGGAGAGCGGCCCGCGCGCGCCGCAGCCGGGGGUCCGGGCUGCAGGGACGGCGGACGCGCCAUGGGGGCCUCGGAUUCACGAUGAGGACCUAGGGCAUCUGCCUACUGACUGUCCCUCUGGCCUGCAGUGACCAUGGCCCCCCGCAAGAGGAGCCGCCAUGGCCUGGGUUUCCUGUGCUGCUUUGGGGGCAGCGACCUCCCCGAGAUCAACCUCCGGGACAGCCACCCUCUGCAGUACAUGGAGUUCUCCAGUCCUAUCCCAAACCCAGAGGAGCUUAAUGUCCGCUUCGCAGAGCUGGUGGAUGAAUUGGAUCUCACCGACAAAAACCGGGAGGCUGUGUUUGCACUGCCCCCUGAGAAGAAAUGGCAGAUCUACUGCAGCAAGAAGAAGGAGCAGGAGGACCCCAACAAGCUGGCGACCAGCUGGCCUGACUAUUACAUUGACCGCAUCAACUCCAUGGCUGCGAUGCAGAGUCUGUACGCAUUUGACGAGGAGGAGACGGAGAUGCGGAACCAAAUCGUAGAAGACCUGAAGACAGCUCUUCGGACGCAGCCCAUGAGGUUUGUGACUCGCUUCAUUGAGCUGGAGGGCUUGACCUGUCUGCUGAAUUUCCUCCGGAGCAUGGACCACGCCACCUGUGAGAGCCGCAUCCACACCUCCCUCAUCGGCUGCAUCAAGGCUCUGAUGAACAACUCCCAGGGGCGGGCGCACGUGCUGGCACAGCCUGAGGCCAUCAGCACCAUCGCGCAGAGCCUGCGAACUGAAAACAGCAAGACCAAGGUGGCCGUGCUGGAGAUCCUGGGCGCCGUGUGCCUCGUGCCUGGCGGCCACAAGAAGGUGCUGCAGGCCAUGCUACACUACCAGGUGUAUGCGGCCGAGAGGACGCGCUUCCAGACACUGCUGAAUGAGCUAGACCGAAGUCUGGGCCGAUACCGGGAUGAAGUGAACCUGAAAACGGCCAUCAUGUCCUUUAUCAACGCGGUCCUCAACGCCGGAGCUGGGGAGGAUAAUCUGGAGUUCCGCCUACAUCUACGGUACGAGUUCCUGAUGCUAGGGAUACAGCCUGUGAUUGACAAACUCCGGCAGCACGAGAAUGCCAUCCUGGACAAGCAUUUAGACUUCUUCGAGAUGGUCCGGAAUGAGGAUGACCUGGAGCUAGCCAGGAGGUUUGACAUGGUCCACAUUGACACCAAGAGUGCUUCCCAGAUGUUUGAGCUGAUCCACAAGAAACUGAAGCACACGGAGGCCUACCCCUGCCUGCUGUCUGUCCUGCACCACUGCCUGCAGAUGCCCUACAAGCGGAAUGGUGGCUACUUCCAGCAGUGGCAGCUCCUGGACCGCAUCCUCCAGCAGAUUGUCCUCCAGGAUGAGAGGGGUGUGGACCCUGACCUGGCUCCCUUGGAGAACUUCAACGUCAAGAACAUUGUCAACAUGCUCAUCAAUGAGAAUGAAGUGAAACAGUGGCGAGACCAGGCAGAGAAGUUCCGGAAAGAACAUACAGAACUGGUGAGCAGGCUGGAGAGGAAAGAGCGAGAAUGUGAGACAAAGACAUUGGAGAAGGAAGAGAUGAUGCGGACGCUGAACAAGAUGAAGGACAAGCUGGCCCGCGAGUCCCAGGAGCUGCGCCAGGCUCGGGGACAAGUGGCAGAGCUGGUCGCCCAACUCAGUGAAAUCUCAACAGGACCUGUAUCUUCCCCACCUCCCCCUGGGGGCCCGCUUACCUUGUCUUCCUCGAUGACAACCAACGACCUGCCUCCACCCCCACCCCCUCUACCAUUUGCCUGCUGCCCCCCACCGCCACCACCACCCCUUCCACCUGGGGGGCCUCCCACUCCCCCUGGUGCCCCACCUUGCUUCAGCAUGGGCCUGCCUCUCCCUCCAGACCCCUUCCCCAGCAGUGAUAUCCCACUCAGGAAGAAGUGUGUCCCCCAGCCUUCCCACCCACUGAAGUCCUUCAACUGGGUCAAGCUGAAUGAGGAACGUGUCCCUGGCACCGUAUGGAAUGAGAUUGAUGACAUGCAGGUGUUUCGGAUCCUGGACCUAGAGGACUUUGAAAAAAUGUUUUCAGCCUAUCAGAGGCACCAGGAGCUGAUAACUAAUCCUUCUCAGCAGAAGGAGUUGGGCUCCACCGAGGACAUCUACUUGGCCUCCCGCAAGGUCAAAGAGCUGUCGGUCAUUGAUGGCCGGAGGGCUCAGAACUGCAUCAUCCUUCUCUCCAAGUUGAAGCUUUCUAAUGAGGAGAUCCGGCAGGCCAUCUUGAAGAUGGAUGAGCAGGAGGACCUCGCCAAGGACAUGCUGGAGCAGCUCCUCAAGUUCAUCCCGGAGAAGAGCGACAUUGACCUCCUCGAGGAGCACAAGCAUGAGAUCGAGCGGAUGGCCCGUGCUGACCGCUUCCUCUAUGACAUGAGCAGGAUUGACCACUACCAGCAGCGACUGCAGGCCCUCUUCUUCAAGAAGAAGUUCCAGGAGCGGCUAGCUGAGGCCAAGCCCAAAGUAGAAGCCAUCCUGCUGGCCUCCCGGGAGCUGAUCCGCAGCAGGCGUCUAAUGCAGAUGCUAGAGAUUGUCCUGGCCAUCGGCAACUUCAUGAACAAGGGGCAGCGUGGGGGCGCCUACGGGUUCCGGGUGGCCAGCCUCAACAAGAUCGCCGACACCAAGUCCAGCAUUGACAGAAAUAUCUCUCUGCUCCAUUACCUGAUCAUGAUCCUGGAGAAGCAUUUCCCCGACAUCCUGAACAUGCCCUCAGAGCUGCAGCAUCUCCCAGAAGCCGCCAAAGUGAACCUGGCAGAGCUGGAGAAGGAAGUGGGCAACCUCAGGAGGGGCCUCAGAGCGGUUGAGGUGGAGCUGGAAUAUCAGAAACGCCAGGUGCGGGAACCGAAUGACAAGUUUGUCCCCGUCAUGAGUGACUUCAUCACAGUCUCCAGCUUUAGCUUCUCAGAGCUGGAGGACCAGCUCAGUGAGGCCAGGGACAAGUUCUCCAAGGCCCUCAUGCACUUUGGGGAGCACGACAGCAAGAUGCAGCCAGACGAAUUCUUUGGCAUUUUUGACACCUUCCUGCAGGCCUUCUCGGAGGCCCGGCAGGACCUGGAGGCCAUGAGGAGGAAGAAGGAGGAGGAGGAGCGGAGGGCGCGCAUGGAGGCCAUGCUGAAGGAGCAGAGGGAGCGGGAGCGGUGGCAGCGGCAGCGGAAGGUCCACGCGGGCAGCGCGCUCGAGGAGGGAGGCGAGUUCGACGACCUGGUGUCGGCCCUGCGCUCAGGAGAGGUUUUUGACAAGGACUUAUGCAAGCUGAAGCGCAGUCGCAAGCGAUCGGGGAGCCAGGCCCCGGAGGUCACCCGGGAGCGGGCAAUCAACAGGUUGAAUCAUUGACCUGGGGCCUGGCCACAGCAGGAGGCGGGGAGACAGGGAUGGACAGAGAGGUGCUGAGUGGAGGAGACCAUAAUGCUUAAACAACUCGGUGCUCGGUUCAGGGCCCUGGGGUGGGAGCUGUGUGUGGCAGGACCAGGUCUCCCCACACUUACCUGAAGGAGCUCCUCUCCCUUCCUCUUCCCGUUGUUCUUUCUGUAUCCUGGCCCCUAGGGGUCACUCUGAGGCUGACUUGGACAUCCUUGGCCAGCCCAGCUGAAGGAGCCCUGCUCCCUGUCCCCAAGCAUGGGCACCCACGUUGGCACAGAACUUUCCAGAUCUAGACUGGACUGGUCCACCGACCUUGUCCAGAUUUCAUGUGCACUGGGAGUAACAGUGGGGUGGGCGCCCUGACAGCCAGGGUGAGAAUCCAGGCUCCCAUCCCUCAAGAGGCGGCUUCAUGGAACAUUGAUCUGGGGGUGAAUUUUCCUCUUGGAUGGAGAAGGAAGAGGCAUUAUAUAUUCUAGCUAGGAAUGUUCCAGAAAAACAAAAACAAAUGCUGGGAGGAUGAUGCAGGGACCAAGUCAUCAGGACAGAGUAGCAGUGCCCAUUUCCUUCAUCACAAGUCCUAUGGCCCCUCAGUUUUGCAUGUCCUAAGUCUCUCUCCCUUUCUUUCCUACUGCCACCUCCAUCCUAUCUACUAAUCUAGAAUCCCAGAAAACUCACCUUUGGGUUCCCACGACUAUGGCUCACUAUCCAGGUACUUGAUGAAUCUGGUAAGGGAAGGAGUUCAAGAAAAACCCCCACUCAUCACACCUUGUGCCUUGGGCAUAGGGACCCUGGAACAAAACUCUCCCCACCUCCCUUGUAGAGCCAGACCAUUGUCUUGAAGUGAGACAGUGACCUCACAUGUUGCCUAGGAGUUCCC